UGACUGAUAUCUGGGCGAUUAUGACCAGUUGGUACGAGGAUCACUGGGACUGCGAGCGCGCCGGCGCCUGCUCGACCGUUACCGUCACGCAGCUGGGUAUUGAUGCCACCGUCACCGACUACGAUGGGUUCAUGAACUCGAUGAACAGCGCCUACUCAACUUCGGGCAUUUCUUUCAGCGGUGAACAUGUCUUCAUCUUCACGUCGCUGUACACGUACUCGGGUGGUAGCUUUACGGGCUACGGGGUGUACGACUCGCAGGCCCUGACCCAGGCCGGAUACAACGUCAUCACCGAGGUGCAUACCACCACUACCUGCCCGACGAGCUACACGCUGCCGCCGUCGCCCACGGGGUCCAUCUGUAGCCCUCAUGGAGACCACUGUGAGUUUUUCUUCCCCGCUUUUUUCUUUCUUUUUUUUCUUCUUUCUUCCUUUUCUCUCCCACUGCAAGUGAGCAUCCCACAUUAUCUGACCGCAUAAAAUGCAACAGGGCACUGCGACGCAACCCCUGUCCCCGAGCACACCUCUCUCCCGAGCGAGGACGAGGAAUGUGAGGCCCACGACGACCACUGGCACUGCCCUCCCGGCGUUGAAGAGCCACCGUACCCUCCUGGUGGCGAAAUGGGCGGCAACGAAGAUGCCGAUGGCGACGGGGACGAGGACGAGGAUGAAGAGGAUGAACCCGGGACUUCCCAGGGACCCCAACCGGGCCAACCCACGACGGACAUAGUCGAGGAGGGCGGAGCUGCGGGGCUGGGAGUCAUGGCCAA
Messenger RNA from Sodiomyces alkalinus F11, 769 nucleotides. RefSeq lists its product as hypothetical. NCBI's taxonomy places the organism in Eukaryota, Fungi, Ascomycota, Sordariomycetes, Glomerellales, Plectosphaerellaceae. The record is from RefSeq and is a predicted model, not a curated record. Bases 21 to 479 code for a protein of 152 amino acids. The transcript has a single exon.